Molecule: messenger RNA, 747 nt
Organism: Suillus paluster
Lineage: Eukaryota; Fungi; Basidiomycota; Agaricomycetes; Boletales; Suillaceae
Exons: 4
Coding region: 1-747 (248 amino acids)
Source: RefSeq, a predicted model, not a curated record
AUGUUUGGAAUAAGCGGGGUGGUUCCUUGGACCUUUGCGCUCCUUUGCGUUUGUUUGACGCUGUUGAAAAUGGAAGGCGAAGGAAGGGCACCUUUGUAUUGUUAUCAAACAUGGGGAUGCCGAAUAAACGGCGGAACGAGCCUGAAUUCCUAUGCGCUCGUCCUCGCAAAGCUGAGGAUCCUGUUCCACCCUGUAUUUGGGGAUUUCGUGAAGGAUUGUGGAGACCUAAAACCGACUCAUGAAGAUUAUCGCUUUGUCCGGGAAUUUUCGUAUGAGAUGUGCAAGUUUCACGCGGACUAUCGUCUCCGCACGCAGACAUUCAGGGAGGUGGUUGACUCCAUCUCCUAUGGUAUACCCCUCUAUGCUGGUGACUAUCAUUUGGUGAUCGGAAAGUUCGUGUCAGUGGUAGCAGCGGGGAGGAAUGAGAUCGGAGAUGUCGGUGCCGAACCGUUCCUGCCAGAAGCAAUGUGCUGUUACCGCAAGUCGCUUGCAAAGUCAAACAAUCCUCAGGAUAAGAUCACGCAGCUCCGAUCUGUCCUUCCCUGCCUUCGUAUCCAUUAUCUUCGAGAUAGUAGCUCGUACUUUCGGAGCUCUCAAAACUGCCAUCAACAAUUUGGAGGCGACCGCCUGGUGCAUAAGGCUCUUUCACAAGUCAUAAUCGAGCAAAAGUACUUUGACGAUGGAAGUGAGAGUGAAUCCGAGCGAAGGGAAGUGCACAGCAUGACAAUCGACAACGCACGUGACUAA